AAUCAAUCAAUCAAUCAAUCGCCCGCAGAUGAACAUAUGGAAUCUCCACGGCCAUGUCUGACGUCGCACUGCCGAAGAUCAAGGUGACGGAUGCGCAUAACUCGGACGACCGCACCACAUCGGUUGCUGAGUCUCCAAGUACCACGACAGACGGGAGUCAAUCUGUACGGCCGCGCUCGGCGGCCUCUUCAGAAGGUGUGUCUGAUUGUAAGCUUUGAUAUUGCUCUUGCAGAGCGAUUGCGAUGACCCAAUGCAGUGCCUUUUCUUGCUCGCCGGUACGCUCAUGCUGACAGGAGCCUUCACAGCAGUAAAUUCAGCACAGGCAAACGGGAAGAAAUCCCCAAUCAAGUUGAUCCGCAACAGCUCGAGCAAAGACAUCGAUAGCCAGACUUCGACAACCCCACCGCGACCCUCAACGGCUAUAGAUCCUCUCUCGCAUCACAUCCUAAAGCGGACGAAUACUGAGGGCAUAAUACCUCCAAAACUUUCUCGAAAUGCUGGCGUGCCGGAUAGUCCGAAGCCCAAUGCGGGAGGUCAAGGAAACGCUGAGACCGGCUCGCAAGGAAGACAAUUUCCACCUGAAGUCGUUCGCAGUGAUAGCAACCUGAUCAAAGAGAAGAAGAAGGGCGUCUCGUUCUUAAGUCGCUUCAGUAUUGGUGGAAAGAAGAAGGAUUUCGAUGUUGAUGACGAUGAAUCUGAGCUGGGCGAUGCGCGUACGGAAGGGAUGAAUGCCCAUGUCUUCUCCUCCUCGAUCGGUGCGAACGGGUACAUUCCACAACACAAGGAGCCACCGAGGUACAUCAAGGUCCGGGCACAUAACAAGAAGAGGAGGGAGUUCAAUCGCAUGUUCCUGGCACAGGAACUGAGCGGUUCGAAACAUGCAGAAAAUGACGAGAAAACGCCUGGCUUGACGUCGGCAGAGUUUUCUGAUCGCCAAUCACAGAGGGCGUCAAAGCCUCUGAAACCGAGUGGAGCGGUAUGGUCAAUGGAGUUUAGCAAGGAUGGGAAAUACCUUGCAGCAGGCGGUCGAGACCAAGUCGUUCGAGUAUGGGCGGUCAUCUCAACACCGGAAGAGAGGGAAGCACAUGAACAUGAGGAAGAUGUAUCGUCAGCCACGGGAGGGGAAAGGCUAAGAGCACCAGUCUUCCGAUCCGAACCCGUUCGACGAUUCGAAGGUCAUACUGGUGAUAUUCUGGAUUUGAGCUGGAGCAAGAAUAAUUUUCUACUCUCUUCAUCUAUGGAUAAGACGGUACGUCUCUGGCAUAUCAGCAGGCAGGAAUGUCUAUGCACCUUCAAGCAUAAAGAUUUUGUCACCUCAAUCGCCUUUCAUCCAAGGGAUGACCGAUUCUUCUUGGCCGGAUCUCUUGACUCGGUCUUGCGAUUAUGGAGUAUCCCAGACAAGACUGUGGCGUAUUGGAAUCAGCUACCUGAUCUGAUCACGGCUGUGGCAUUUUCCCCGGAUGGGAAGACCGCUAUAGCCGGUGUCCUUAGCGGGCUCUGUCUAUUCUACGACACCGAAGGCUUGAAGUAUCAUACGCAAAUACAUGUUCGUUCGUCACGUGGCAAGAACGCCAAAGGAAGCAAGAUCACUGGUAUUCGGACGAUGACAUUCCCGCCAGAUGAUCCAGAUGGCGAUGUAAAGGUCCUCGUCACCAGCAAUGACUCCCGGGUUCGCAUGUAUAAUCUUCGUGACAAAAGCCUGGAGUUGAAGUUUAGGGGUCAUGAGAAUACCUGCAGUCAGAUUAACGCUAGCUUUAGCGACGAUGCAAAGUAUGUCAUCUGUGGGAGUGAGGAUCGAAAAGCCUACAUCUGGUCUAUCGGUUCAGCGGAGGCCGAAAAUAAAGACAGACGCGCCUUGGAGUUCUUUGAAGCGCACUCGGAUAUAGUGACAGCGACUGUAAUGGCGCCAAUGAAAUCUCGGCAACUGCUCAGUGUGUCUGGGGAUCCUCUAUAUGAUCUCUGCAAUCCCCCACCAGUGACCCUGCUCAGCAGGGAGGAGUCGAAUGCAUCUUCGAUGCCUGUGCCAGCCAGCGAAUCCGACAAGCGGCGGUCAGAUGCUAUCAGUGAGUCUCAAUUCAGGAGACCCGAAGAAUCUCCCGCUUACCUGGCUCGGUGUGCACACAUGGAUGGCAAUAUAAUCAUUACGGCUGAUUAUCAGGGUUGCAUAAAGGUGUUUCGACAAGAUUGCGCUUACCAGAAACGCCGCAACAUAUUGGAGACGGGAUCGAUGUUCUCUAAGAAAAUGCUUGGACGAAGCAGCAGUAUCAUGACACGCAACAGCACUGGCGGUUCACGUUCCCGGGGAAAUUCUGUCUCUCGUCGGAAUUCUGUCUCUCGGACUUCGAACCAUUCCAACCAAGGCAGGCCAACAGACCACAUCCUCUCAUGGCGGGACUCUGUGAACAAUACCGCUCAUCAUGAUGAUGGGUUUCGAAAUAGAGCAAAAACAUCUCGAAGCGAUCGCAGCAUAUCUCCUGGCAGAUUCUCAAGGAUAUCCAGGCCCAACACCAGCUCUAAUUCUUCGAGCACAACUCGGAAUCAACAAAAACCUGCUCCGUCUCCGCUUACCUUUGCAACACCAACUGCUUCUACAACCAGUCCAAGCACUAAUAUUAGCCAGCCCCCCACUCCAGGCUUCAGCAUUCACAGCAUAAAUGAUGACAAUGCCUUGAGGAUAGAUCCUACGGGUAAGGGCUAUCAGUUUUGGAAUAUGUCGUCCAUGAAAGCCCAGGUACAAAGUGCACUUGACCCCAGCAAGUCGGGCACCGAAAGGUUGAGACCGCCACUAUCAAAGGGAAAUAGCUAUGUCAGUAGACUAAGCAGUGAUGACGGGACGUCAGGGGAGUUGGGAGACGGGGACGAAAGUGAUGGUUCAUCUCUUACGUGCACGAAGUGCGGAGGAAAGGACUUUAGAGCCCGAAGAGUAGCUGGAAAGGGGCAGAGGUUGGCUUGUACAAGGUGUGGGACGACGACGGAUUGAUUGAUUGAUAUGGGUUGAGCGGUGUUUGGGUUAUCACGGGGCGCUCAGGCUAUUAGCGAUGUGAUUUUGAUCAUUAUAGCGCGCAUGUAUCCUAUGAUGAGAGACGUGAUGAGAGACGUUAGAUUACGAAGUAGAGGAACGCAUCUGGUUUUUAUCUUCAUUUUCUGUUAUUAUAUU
Amorphotheca resinae ATCC 22711 is the source of this 3157-nucleotide messenger RNA. RefSeq lists its product as hypothetical. The record is from RefSeq and is a predicted model, not a curated record. Bases 251 to 2980 code for a protein of 909 amino acids. Gene Ontology annotation, molecular function: protein binding. The transcript is spliced from 3 exons. Lineage: Eukaryota; Fungi; Ascomycota; Leotiomycetes; Helotiales; Amorphothecaceae.